ACAGAACAUUGCUUUCAAGUUUCAAUCCUCAUUCACCCUUUUGUCGAUCUCCAUUUUCCACCUAAAAUUCAAGUACAAUACAAUCUUAUUCAUAAAAAUGCAUUUCAAAUAUAUAAACGGAAAAUAAACUUUAUUUGCCGUAGCCGUAUAAUAGAAUUAUUAAUUCAUGAAAGUUCCCUAUGGUCCUAUAUAUAUGGACCAGUAUCAUCAUUCCAGGUUCAUUCAACUCUUCUUCUCCCCCCUGAAAAUAUUUAACCAUAUUUGAAAAAAUGGGUGCCUGCAACACUUUCUCAAACAUGAAAUCACUCAAUCUUGAUUCCAUCAGAGAGAGCUUGAUCAGACAAGAAGACACCAUUAUAUUCUCCCUCAUUGAAAGAUCUCAAUUUCCCAUGAAUUCCCCUGUUUAUACACCUGCCUUAGCCUCCACUCUUCCUUCUUCCAAGUCUCUGCUUCACUUUAUCGUCAACCAAUCAGAAACCAUCCAGUCCCAGGCUGGCAGAUAUGAAAGUCCAGAAGAACAUCCUUUCUUCCCAGAUAAUUUGCCAUCAUCUUUGCUGCCGCAGUACAAUCAUCCCCAGAUUUUGCAUCCUACUGCUGCUGCCAUCAAUAUAAACAAGACUAUCUGGGAUGUGUAUGUCAAGCAACUGCUUCCGCUGUUUACUGCUGAGGGUGAUGAUGGCAACUAUGUGCCAACUGCAACUUCUGAUCUUCAGUGCUUGCAGGCCAUCUCUAGAAGAAUUCACUAUGGAAAGUUUGUUGCUGAGGUCAAAUAUCUUGAUGCCCCGGAAGACUAUGCACCUGCAAUUCGUGCGCAGGACAGAGAUGCUUUGAUGAAACUUUUAACAUUUGAGAGUGUAGAGGAGAUGCUUAAGAGGAGGGUAGAGAAGAAAGCCAAGGUGUUUGCUCAAGAAGUGAGUCUCAAUGUCGUUGAUCAGAAAGAGAAAUACAAGAUUGACCCUUCCCUGCUCCCUCUCUUAUACGGGGAAUGGAUUAUGCCUUUAACUAAACUUGUUGAAGUUGAGUACCUUCUAAAACGACUUGAUUGACUUAUACAUGAGUUCUGAACUGUAGACACCGAGAGGAAUGAUGCAGCUUUCCAUGAGUAAACAUUUCGUCGAUUUAAGCUGAAAGAAAUUACUCCAUAUUGUAACAGCAUGGUUCAGAAUUGCUGAUGCGUUAAAACAUUGCUCUAAACUUGCUGCAGUCUGGCAAAUACUUAGUAUGUAUAAUGUAUAAUGCCAUCCGUUCCACACUUGCUUUUCGAUCACUUGAAUAUAGAUUCUGUUUAUUGCUGCUAUGAAGUAUGGAACAUCAUGGAUUCUUCACUUUCAUUAUAAAAAUGAUUCUGUUUAUUA
Molecule: messenger RNA, 1355 nt
Organism: Daucus carota subsp. sativus
Lineage: Eukaryota; Viridiplantae; Streptophyta; Magnoliopsida; Apiales; Apiaceae
Product: chorismate mutase 2
Exons: 5
Coding region: 270-1046 (258 amino acids)
Biological process (GO): chorismate metabolic process; aromatic amino acid biosynthetic process
Cellular component (GO): cytoplasm
Molecular function (GO): chorismate mutase activity
Source: RefSeq, a predicted model, not a curated record